ACGGCGGGCGGAGGAGGAGGCGGAGGAGGAGGAGGGCCGGGGCUGCGCUGGGUGACAUCAGUGGGUUUGGCUCCGGGGCUCAAUGGAAACUGGGUGAGCGCCGGGCUGUGCCGAGCACACGCCGGCUGGAGGGGACGGCGAGCGGGCGGGAGGCGGCAGGCAGCGCCGCGCCGCGCCGAGCCGAGCGAAGGAGGGACGCGCCGGGCACGGCCGCCACCAGCCCUCCCCAAUCCUCCGUCAUCCUCCCCGCCGCGGCCGCCUGGCCCCCUGACAGCCGGCGGAGCAGCAUCCCCACACGGCCCCCUUCCCGUCAGGCACGACUGAACCAUGGAGCUUCGAGUAGGGAACAAAUACCGGCUGGGCAGAAAGAUUGGCAGCGGUUCAUUUGGAGACAUUUACCUAGGAGCCAAUAUUGCAACUGGUGAAGAGGUGGCCAUCAAACUGGAAUGUGUCAAAACCAAGCAUCCCCAGCUCCACAUUGAAAGCAAGUUCUACAAGAUGAUGCAGGGAGGAGUGGGUAUCCCCUCCAUUAAGUGGUGUGGAGCAGAGGGGGACUAUAAUGUGAUGGUGAUGGAGCUCUUGGGGCCCAGCCUGGAAGAUCUCUUCAACUUCUGUUCCCGCAAAUUUAGUCUCAAGACAGUUCUGCUCCUGGCAGACCAGAUGAUCAGCCGUAUUGAGUACAUUCAUUCCAAGAACUUCAUCCAUCGGGAUGUAAAGCCAGACAACUUCCUUAUGGGCCUCGGCAAAAAAGGCAACCUAGUAUACAUCAUUGAUUUUGGUUUGGCCAAGAAGUACCGAGACGCCCGGACCCACCAGCACAUCCCUUACCGGGAAAACAAGAAUCUGACUGGCACAGCCCGUUAUGCCUCUAUCAACACCCACUUGGGAAUUGAACAAAGUCGCCGUGAUGACCUGGAGAGCCUGGGUUAUGUGCUCAUGUAUUUCAACCUGGGCUCGCUGCCCUGGCAGGGCCUCAAGGCUGCCACCAAGCGCCAGAAGUAUGAGAGGAUCAGCGAGAAGAAGAUGUCAACACCCAUUGAGGUGCUCUGCAAAGGGUACCCUUCUGAGUUCUCAACAUACCUCAACUUCUGCCGUUCGCUGAGGUUCGAUGAUAAACCUGACUACUCGUACCUGCGGCAACUCUUCCGCAACCUCUUCCACCGCCAAGGCUUCUCCUACGACUACGUCUUUGACUGGAACAUGCUUAAAUUUGGUGCAGCUCGGAACCCUGAGGAUAUGGAUCGGGAGCGGCGAGAGCAUGAACGAGAGGAGAGGAUGGGGCAACUCCGAGGGUCAGCCACGCGAGCACUGCCCCCUGGCCCGCCUGCUGGAGCCACUGCCAACCGUCUUCGCAAUGUCACCGAGCCCAUGGCCUCCACCCCCACCUCCCGAAUCCAGCAGUCCGGCAACACGUCCCCCAGAGCAAUCUCAAGAGUGGACAGGGAGCGUAAGGUCAGCAUGAGGUUACACCGAGGAGCUCCUGCCAACGUCUCCUCAUCUGACCUCACAGGGCGGCAAGAAGUGUCACGGAUUUCAGCAUCACAGACAAGUGUGCCAUUUGAUCACCUUGGGAAGUGAGGAGCAAUUGCCACUGGACCAGUGUUUGCUUAGUGUCUUCACUGUAUUUUUCUUUUAAAAAACAAAAAACCCAAAAAACAAAUAAAAACUAAAAAAAAAAAAAAGAAAAAAAAAAAAGAAAACACCAAACAAAAAAACCCAACAGAAUUUCUUUUUGCCAACGAUGAGGAGUCGAGCUGUGCCCCCGCGCUAGUGUGAGCCGUUUCCGAGAGGGUCACCUGCGUCCCCCAGUGCGACACCUGCGAGGAGCUGACGACGUGGGAGCCAUGUGGGAACACCUCCACUGCCCCCCCCAGCCCUGACCGCUGCCCCCACAGGCUACUCCCAGUUCCCUCUCCUGACUCUCUGCUCCUGGUUUUGAUUUUCUCUCUUUUUUUUUUUUUUUUUUGUUUUGUUUUGUUUUGUUCUUCUUGGAUAUCUUCUCCUGAUUUUUUUUUUUUGUUAAAUAUGAUUUUGAAAUCAUAUGGUUUCUAGCCAUAUAAAUUUUAACUUUGCUCUCCUUUUUAUCUGAGGGCAGGGGAUGGUGAGGGGGUGAGUUUUUCGUUUGUUUUUUUUUCUUUGGUUUUGUUCUUUUCAGGAGCCUUUUGGGCCAGGAGCAAAUCAGAUUCCAGCCACACUUGAUGGUAGAAGUCUGAUUUUUAUUAUUAUAACAGAAUUUAUUUUCUCGAGCAUUAAACGAAUUUUAAGCUGUGA
Messenger RNA from Empidonax traillii (willow flycatcher), 2271 nucleotides. It is a transcript of the gene CSNK1E, whose product is annotated as casein kinase 1 epsilon. The transcript is spliced from 11 exons. Gene Ontology annotation, cellular component: cytoplasm; nucleus. Bases 328 to 1578 code for a protein of 416 amino acids. Gene Ontology annotation, molecular function: protein serine/threonine kinase activity; ATP binding. The record is from RefSeq and is a predicted model, not a curated record. Gene Ontology annotation, biological process: signal transduction; endocytosis; peptidyl-serine phosphorylation. NCBI's taxonomy places the organism in Eukaryota, Metazoa, Chordata, Aves, Passeriformes, Tyrannidae.